Molecule: messenger RNA, 1279 nt
Organism: Hippopotamus amphibius kiboko
Lineage: Eukaryota; Metazoa; Chordata; Mammalia; Artiodactyla; Hippopotamidae
Product: iron-sulfur cluster assembly 1 homolog, mitochondrial-like
Exons: 2
Coding region: 93-530 (145 amino acids)
Biological process (GO): iron-sulfur cluster assembly
Cellular component (GO): cytoplasm; mitochondrion
Molecular function (GO): 2 iron, 2 sulfur cluster binding
Source: RefSeq, a predicted model, not a curated record
GCUGGUGGUGUCAAUGCGCCCGCCGUGUCCAUGGAGAGAGGCUGAGGUGGCCGAGCUCCGGCCCGAGGCAGCGGGGCGCCGGGACGGCGAGGAUGUCGGCUUCGUUAGUCCGGGCCACCGUCCGGGCUGUGAGCAAGAGGAAGGUGCAGGCCACCCGGGCCGCCCUCACCCUGCUUCUGCUACAAGGAAUAGAAACCCCUAUGGCUUUGGAUAAAGUAAAAACACCUUCAGCAGUAAACAAGAUAAAACAGCUUCUUAAAGAUAAGCCUGAACACGUUGGUGUGAAAGUUGGUGUCCGAACCAGGGGUUGUAAUGGCCUUUCCUACACUCUAGAAUAUACAAAGACAAAAGGAGACUCUGAUGAAGAAGUUGUUCAAGAUGGAGUCAGAGUGUUCAUCGAGAAGAAAGCACAGCUGACACUUUUAGGAACAGAAAUGGACUAUGUUGAAGACAAAUUAUCCAAUGAGUUUGUGUUCAAUAACCCAAACAUCAAAGGAACGUGUGGCUGUGGAGAAAGCUUUAAUAUUUGACUCCUCAGGACUGCUUGGGCUGUAGGCCCCAGGAGAGCUUUGGAAGCUCUAGGGCUUAUUGAAGAAAUCAUGUGACUGUCACAUGCUUGAGGUUUGUAAUGUAUGGCUGCCUUACAAGAAAAAUAAAGUGAUGCAUUUGAAAAUGAAGCCAGUGUGUUAGUUUCCAGAAGAAUUGAUACUUGUGUUCUUUAUAGGGGACAGAAAAUGAGAGUCCAUCGCUCUCUUUGGGUCAUCUUUCUGGUCUGUAAAGAAAAAAAUUUUUACCCUGCAAUUCAAUUCUCCUUCCUGCAUCCUUUCUGUUAGAACUAGUUUCAUGGAAGUUGCCUUCCUGGGAGGAUUUCAGAAAACAUACUCUUAACAGGUGUGCACUGUAGAUCUUUUGAAAGCCUUGAAUGUACAUCUCCCAAUAAGAUUGAUGGCUUUUAAAAUUCAGAGGCAGGAAGUCUUGACUGCUGGUAUGAUGUGGUGGUGCAUUGUUUUUCCACCCAAACUUGGCACAGCGUUUCUCUGUUUUUAUCCAAAAUUUCCUUGUUAACGAUACCUCAUUUGCUUACCCUGUAGCAUCCCCAGCCAUUAGAUUAAAGUAAUGGACAAAGAUUUCCUUGAACUGUAGUGCAGAAUAGUUCGGUAAAUACUUCACGCACCUGAUUUUAAAUCCAUUUCUUUUGCCACCCUAAAUGCUCAGAGAUGGGAUGUCAAACUGACUUAGAUCCUUUUAGUUCGAAGGCCUCUUAAAAGCCAUCUAGCCC